AUGCCACCCGAGAGAAUUGGAUCGGGAGAUGAGAUUAUGGGAGGCGCCGACAUGAUAAGAUUGGAUGCCGAUUCGCCGAGAGCUGCGGAGGUUGAAAAGGUCGAUACGAGACACCGCCCAACGCUGAUCACCAUCGCCUUGAGCAAAUACCGCCACACGCUUGGAAUCCCUAAACAAUCACUCCUACCUCCGUACCAGGCUGUCGUCGAAUUGACCAUGGACAACGACUCUCCCUAUAUAAACGACAUCGGCCUCCAACCUCCCUCUCCCUCCGACGCCCACGCAACUUUCGACUCCUUCGACUUUGCAAACAACCCCUCCUCCUACGCACAGCAGAGCCCCUCAUACAACGGCUCCUUCAACGGAUCGCCCUAUUCGAAUCACUCAGAGCUCUCCUACGCCGUAGAGGACAACCUCAACGCCCUCAACAACCCCAACAACUACACAGUCUUCGACGACAGCGUCUCUGGCGUACAGGGCUUAAAUCCUCUUAACAGCGGCGCGCUGGGCUUGCGCGACUACGAUCCAUCUGAUUUCGACGCUCCAAACACGGGAUCCUCAUUGCUGAUGUUUGAUACAGAGUACAUGACCCCCUACGAGACACAUAUCUCCUCGCUUUCUCACCACGGCCACACCAGCCAAGACUACCAUCGCGGGACGUACGACUACUCUUCGCCAUCUUCGAAUGGGGGAGAUAGUGGAAACGAGGAUAUCAGGAGCAGAGCAUCCUCGGUGUCGUCGAACCAUAAUCCACACAAUACGAUGCACCAGGGCAAUGGGAAUGGGAAUCAUUUAUCUAGCCCGCCACCCAAUCUCUCCCCAUCACCACGACUUGGGGUUGCCCAGAACCUCGAAAAUCUCUCGUUCCAUUCUCCAAGCUGGGGGACUAGCCCCCUUCCCCAGCUCCCCAACAAUCAAGACAAUAAUAAGACGCAAUCUCCGCCUCGGCUUCUCAUGCCAGACUCAUCGCCACACAUGCAGUCUCAGCCGCCUCCAACGAUAAACGCGCCUGAUGAUGAUGGUCAAGGGCAUGGUCCGAGUUUGAACAUCGUUCCAGCGACGCCGAUAGGUGGGAUGAAUGCUUCACAGGUUCCGUUUCAGAACACGCUCGAGACUGUCUCACAAGAGUCAGGCAACACAUGGGAAGACGAUCGUCAAUCGAACUUUACCUUCCCUCAACAACGUCGUACGGGUCUUCAUAGCCAAGGCAUACUCAACCCAUCCUCCGCUUCCCCGUCUCCUGCCCAUCACUCUGUCGACCUUCCUCCUGACAACGACAACGCGGCAAAUCCCGACGGCGCCAAUUCCAAGGGCUUAAUGUCUAACGGAUUCCUAUUUCCGAAUAACACACUUUCUGGAGCCAACGGGUCGCGAUCACGCAGUAAGAGCGACACAUCUGCGGAGCCACCAAACUGGGAUACCUCGAACGUUGCAGCGUUCGCCCGCGAAACGAGUGCAUUUGACGAUCAAAGUGUCAGACAGCAAGGGCAAGGCCACUUGACUGGCAACAACUUCAACAACUUUGCGCCCUUACCCCACCAACAGCCGCAUGCCAAUACCAAUAAUGAUAACACCAACCAUCAUCACUCAGCUUCAAACGAUUUCCUAUCUCCGGAUCUCUCGCUCCGUCGGUCGCGAUCUGAACAUCCCGGCGCUCGACCUGGGCACAUCAGGCAGUCGCGCUCGGAGGACUUGAGAGGGAUUGGGUCAACUAUAGGGCCUGGUACAAACGGAAUGAAUACCGGGAUGCUGCCGUCGGUGAAUCAGAGCUUAGGAAUGGGCUCGCCGCCUCUUGGGCAUGGACAUUCUCAAUCCUACUCUCAUAUUCGCCAAUCGUCUGAUUCCGCUGGCUUCCUGUUCCCCCCUUCGUCCCAGCAAGACUUCCUCUCGCGGCAACAUCAGUACCUCACCCCCUCUGGCAUGGUUGGCAUGGGCGGUAACUUGGGCGGCCCCCUAGACGGGAAUGUUCCUUCGAUAGGCGGACAACGGCACUAUCGCCGCGCCUCCAGCGGUACUCGUUCAGAGCGAGGUAUCUCUUCGUACUCCAACUCAGGCCAAGGCUUCAACGCCUCCCUCGGCGGAGGAGUUGAGGGUGCUUGGUCCGGCAAUUCCUCCGCCCGCGCUAGCCCUUACCCUAGUCCCAACGUCAGCCCCAGAGUGCAUUACGGGGACUUGCCUAGUAAUAUGGACAUUGGCUCUCCUGCGAUGGGCGGCGUCGGGUCGAAUCGAUCCGGGAACUAUGAUAAUUCGGGUUUGCCUGGGAUGAAUACCCCUAUGGUAGGUGUCGCGACGGUGAACGGUGUCAUGGCCCCCUCGGUUCCGUCAGGCGUACAGGUGCCUGUGGUGGUUUCGAAGCCGAAUGUGACUACGGGCCGGACGGCGAAUGCUUCACAUAAGAGAAGGAAACAGGAAGCUACAUUCGUUUGUCCGGUCCCUGGUUGCGGGAGCACGUUCACUCGAAGCUUUAAUCUGAAAGGUCAUAUCCGAUCUCACAACGAAGAGAAACCGUUCCAGUGUCAUUGGCCUGGGUGUGGCAAGGGCUUCGCGCGACAACACGAUUGCAAGCGCCAUGAACAGCUGCAUACGAAUUACCGGCCGUUUACAUGCGAGGGUUGCAGUAAGCAGUUCGCUAGGAUGGAUGCGUUGAAUAGACAUCGUGAGUCUCCGCCAGCCCUCUUCGAAUUCCAAUCAUUCGCUGAUGUUGUAUCGUUAUGCAGUGCGCUCAGAAGGCGGGACGGAAUGCCAGCGCCAGCUAGAGGCGACGGGGAACCUGCCGAAUCUCGACGGGGCUCAAGCUAA
Messenger RNA from Pleurotus ostreatus (oyster mushroom), 2799 nucleotides. RefSeq lists its product as uncharacterized. The record is from RefSeq and is a predicted model, not a curated record. Bases 1 to 2799 code for a protein of 932 amino acids. The transcript has 3 exons. Lineage: Eukaryota; Fungi; Basidiomycota; Agaricomycetes; Agaricales; Pleurotaceae. Gene Ontology annotation, molecular function: DNA-binding transcription factor activity, RNA polymerase II-specific; RNA polymerase II cis-regulatory region sequence-specific DNA binding. Gene Ontology annotation, biological process: regulation of transcription by RNA polymerase II.